This is a messenger RNA of Brettanomyces nanus, 975 nucleotides long. RefSeq lists its product as uncharacterized. Gene Ontology annotation, biological process: tRNA N1-guanine methylation. The record is from RefSeq and is a predicted model, not a curated record. Gene Ontology annotation, cellular component: nucleus. Lineage: Eukaryota; Fungi; Ascomycota; Pichiomycetes; Pichiales; Pichiaceae. The transcript has a single exon. Gene Ontology annotation, molecular function: tRNA binding. Bases 1 to 975 code for a protein of 324 amino acids.
AUGAAUGAACCGAGGGAGAUCAAUGAACGGGCGAAGUUGGUGAAGUCGGUGGAACCUGAGGAAUCAGUGGAGUCGGUGGAGCCAGCUGAGCCCGAAGGAUUCAAAUUCAAGCGUGAAAAGCCUCAGAUCCCUGAAGGAAUGAGUAAGCAUCAGUGGAAGAAGAUGAUAAAACGAAAAAGAUGGGAAGAAAAUAAGGGAAAGAUGAGAGUGAACCGGAGGAAAAGGAAGAGAGACCGUAAUGCAGAAAGAAAGAGAAAAAUAGACGAACUUAAGGAGAAGGGAGAAGAUUAUAGCGAUUUGAUGCCUGCCAAAAAGCCCAAGAAGCUGAUGCCAGAAGAGCAGGUCAGUACAGGGUGCAGAAUUAUCGUUGAUUGUGGAUUUGACGAGAUGAUGUUAGAAAGGGAAGUUGUUUCGUUGAGCAAUCAGAUUACGCGAUCUUAUUCGGAAAAUAAAAGGAGUCCUUACAGAGUAGAGCUUCUCAUCACUUCGUUCAAUAAGCGACUCAAAGAAAGAUACGAUAAGUCUAUAAGAGAUUAUGACAAAUGGGACGAAACCGAAGUCAAGUUUAUUGAAGAUGACUUGGAUGUGGUAUUGAAAGAUGAGGAUCUUUCUAAGGUAGUGUACCUUUCGGCCGAUACAGAAGAGAAGUUAGAGGAGUUAAAAAGUGGUGAGACCUACAUUGUAGGAGGAAUUGUUGAUAAGGGAAGACACAAAAAUCUCUGCAAAGAUAAAGCCGAAAAGCUUGGAAUUAAAACCCGAAGACUUCCUAUUGAUGAAUCUAUCAAAAUCAGUGGAAGAAAGGUUCUUGCUACGUCGCAUGUUGUGGAGUUGUUAAUUAAGUGGUUCAAAUAUAAGGAUUGGAAGACUGCAUUUGAAGACGUUCUGCCUCCAAGAAAGCUGAGAGAGGAAAAAAACAAUGAGAAAGUAGUAAAGAAGAAAGAAGCCAUUGAAGAGACUCUCGAAGACUCCGAUUAA